AUGCUGAGCCGUCCAUUGGUGCGAGCUGCCGGCGCGGUGACCCCGCGUUCCGCGCUGCGAGCAUUCUCUACCACGAGCCAGCAGCUGAAGGUGCCCUCCAUGGCCGACGUCAGCGCCGCCCCUCAAAGCGUCGCCUCCUUCAACGAGAAAUCGAAGCAGUUCCGAGAGCAGUUGGUCGAGCAGCAGAAGCAACGGGAAGCAAGUGCGUAUCAGUCCUCUCCUCCCCCCUCCGCCUCUGAGUCCGCUAAGGACGGCAUCUCAUCUGUGAUUGCUACUUCAGGACAGAAGGCCGAGGCCACCCAGGAGCCUCCGCGGAAGGCCGGGCCCUUGACCAACCUCAUCUACGGUACCAAGGAAGGUCGCGAGCUCGAUGCGCAGCUCGAGGCUAGCUUUAGUCAAGUCCUUGCCCGAGGCAAAUACGUUCACUCGAUCGUUUUCCACGAGGUCAAGCCUGACAAGGUCGACGAGUACACCGAGCUCGUAGGAAACUGGUACCCGCGCAUGGCCUCCAUGCCGGAGAACAAGGUCCAUCUGGUGGGAAGCUGGAGGACUGAGGUUGGCGACUGCAACACUUUUGUCCAUAUUUGGGAGUACCAGAGAUACCAGGGUUACCACGAGUCGAUCCACAACAUUGGUUCCCACCCCGAGUUCGCCGCGUUCGACAAGAAGCUCAAGAGCUUGAUCACCUCGAAGAAGACAUCCCUUAUGCAGGAGUUCUCCUUCUGGCCCACGACGCCUCCCCGCCAGCUUGGCGGCGUCUUUGAGCUGCGAUCCUACACUCUGCACCCCGGUAACCUGCUUGAGUGGGAGACCCACUGGAGACGGGGCCUGAAGGCCAGACGUGAGGUCAUGGAGGGCGUCGGCGCUUGGUUCGUGCAGAUCGGAGAUCUCAACACAGUGCACCACCUCUGGCAAUUUGCCAACCUGGAGGAGCGCAAGAUCCGUCGUGAGAAGAGCUGGAGCGUUGAGGGUUGGAGCGAGACCGUUCACAAGACUGUUCCUCUUAUUCAGACGAUGAAGUCACGGAUCCUUGUCCCCAUGCCUUGGUCGCCUACUGCGUAA
Messenger RNA from Colletotrichum siamense, 1062 nucleotides. Its product is annotated as Protein NipSnap-like protein 1. The transcript is spliced from 2 exons. Lineage: Eukaryota; Fungi; Ascomycota; Sordariomycetes; Glomerellales; Glomerellaceae. Bases 1 to 1062 code for a protein of 353 amino acids. The record is from RefSeq and is a predicted model, not a curated record. Gene Ontology annotation, cellular component: mitochondrion.